AUAAAACUUACAUUAGAUUUCUUAGCGCCUUGCCGAAUCGUCAAAUCCAACCACCAGAAUUCACAAAUUUUUUCUCUACUAGGGUUUACGUCAACCAAUUUCACMCAUGAACACACUCUAAAUGCAUGURUCUCAACUCUAUGUGAAGAUAUAAUUCACUUGCAGGAUUAUUGAUGGAGGAAGGCAGUGGCGGAGGUGUUGCUGGUGCCGCGUCAUCAUCGUCUUCGACAUUAUUAAGUGGCGGUGGGCGGCAGAGGUUUGAGGUGGAGCUCAGGCCUGGAGAGACAACAAUUGUGUCUUGGAAGAAGCUUAUCAAGGACGCAAAUAAGGCGGCCAAUAAUAAGAACGAUAUCAAAGCGCCUCCUGUAUCUGUUCCUCCUGUUCCUCUUCCCGUUGCUGCUAAUCCUGCCCUCGAUUCUCGCAUUGCUCCCAUUUCUGGAAAUAAUGCUGAAGAUGAAGCCAAUGAUGCACCCCCUGGUAGCCGGUUUAGUGCUGUUAUUGAGAAGAUUGAACGUUUAUACAUGGGUAAAAAUAGCAGCGAUGAGGAAGAUCUCAAUGAUGUGCCCGACGAUGAUGAGUAUGACACAGAAGAUUCAUUCAUUGAUGACACAGAGCUGGAUGAGUAUUUCCAGGUUGAUAAUUCAGCAAUAAAGCAUGAUGGAUUCUUUGUCAAUCGUGGGAAGUUAGAGCGCACGAAUGAGCCGACUGUGUUGCCAACCGAGCAACCAAAAAAGAGGAGAAGGAAGGAUUCAACAAAAGGCUAUAGUGGAAGCAAUGAUGGAAAUGUUCCAAAUAAACAUAUGAAAGUUAAUAAGAAGGAAGGUAGGAAGGUAGUGGCAUCUGUAGACAAGGACUCCUUCACUCCAUCUCGUAGUAUAACUCUACCAACUGCGAACUGUGAAGAUGUGAAAUACCAGAGUCCAAUAAUAGCUCUUGGAACUGUUGUUAAGAAACCUUCUGAUCCUAARACUCUAAUGGAUCCAUGUCCAACAAGGAUGUUGAAUGGUGAGGCUAGAGYGAUGGCGAAGAACAUUGACAAGCAGAAAACUGGAAUUCUCCAAUCCAAAAAACAUGGUACCAAAUUGAAAGAUGGAAGUCUCUCCCCUGCACUUGCAAGUCAGAGGGCCAAUGACAAAGGUGCUGAUGUGCAAUUGAAAGCUCAARGACAAUUGCUUARCAACUCGGAAGAGUUGAAUCAAUCAGUUUUACCAAGAGAGAAAAAUGUAAUUCAUGAACAGGCAGACAUCAAGGUGUCCGAGAUUGGCCAGCAACCGCAGAAGAAUACACAUAUGGUGAGAAAGGAAGGUUUAAGUGCUAAACCUAAAAGUACAAGUUUGAUGCUUGAAAAAGCCAUCAGGGAUUUGGAGAAGAUUGUUGCAGAAACAAGGCCACCAAGUAUGGAGGUUCCUGAAGCUGACAAUUCAUCUCAGGCUGUSAAAAGGAGAAUGCCUCCUGAAAUAAAGCAAAAGCUGGCUAAAGUUGCUCGACUGGCGCAUACUAUCCAUGGGAAAUUGACGAAAGAGCUGCUUAACCGUUUGAUGAACAUCCUAGGUCAUCUGAUACAGCUUAGAUCAUUGAAGAGAAAUCUUCAAAACAUGGUUGUUAUGGGAUUGUCUGCCAAAGAAGAGAAAGAUACCAGGUUGCAGCAGUUAAAGAAAGAAGUAGAUGAGAUGGUUAAGAUCCGGGCUCCUCUGAUGAAGCCGGAGGCAAUUGAGCAGCAGGCUGGGUCAUCCGAUGAUUUUCAGGAAACUGGCACCAAAGAAAAAGUUAAAAGCAGAUUUACCACAGAUGAUGCUUUAGAGGACAAGAUUUGUGACGUUUAUGACCUUUUUGUUGAUGGGCUUGACGAAGAUGCAGGUCCCCAAGUUAGGAAGCUUUAUGCAGAGCUUGCAGAACUGUGGCCAAAAGGCCUCAUGGACAACCAUGGGAUCAAACGAGCAAUUUGUAGGGCAAAAGAGAGGAGAAAAGCACUACACAGGCGCAAGGAGCAGGAGAACCUGAAGAGGAAGAAAUUACUUGCCCCAAAAACUGAAACCCUUGCGGUUGAUGGUGGAUCAGUGCAACAUGCUCCUGAUAAGAUGGUCACCGAUUCGAGUGCAGCUGUGAGGUCAAUAUCCAACACAAUAGCUGCUGCUGCUGCUGCUGCUGCACGGUCGCCCAACACUCCUAGCGCCGACAAGCCAAAACAAGAGAAGCUAAAGAACACUCAGAAUGAGACAAUGGCACCGGAAGUUUUGGUGAAGAAGAAGGUGAAGAGGAAGGCAGAGGGUGAGUCAGAUGAUGGUCAAUUGCGACACGAGAAAUCAACUUCAACACAAGGGGAGGAAAGGCGAAAGUCGCAUAAGCAAACGGCCAUMGCUGGUCCUGUGAAGCCAGCUGCUCAGUCAUCCAUCGUUACUCCUCUUCCUGCUGCUGCUCAACCUACACAACCAACAGUGAAUAGCCCAGGUGUGGCUGGCUGGUCGGUUGGUAAGUUAGAUAUCAGACGGUUAACCUUUGCAGGUACACACACAUGAUUAGAGAGGCAUCUUGGAGGCGGUUCUUAGAAACAACCGAUAAGAACUUGGGUUUGGUCUUCGGUGGUCACUAGUUUUAGCCCUCACGGUUAACUCUAGUGCCCCAUGGUUAUAAAAAGGUCUUUGCCAUG
This is a messenger RNA of Cynara cardunculus var. scolymus (artichoke), 2647 nucleotides long. RefSeq names its product ubinuclein-1-like. The coding region runs from base 174 to 2516 and encodes 780 amino acids. Lineage: Eukaryota; Viridiplantae; Streptophyta; Magnoliopsida; Asterales; Asteraceae. The record is from RefSeq and is a predicted model, not a curated record. Gene Ontology annotation, cellular component: nucleus. The transcript has 14 exons.